UAGGAUUUGAUGACUUUCACUAAGUAAAGAAGAGGGAAGUGAAAGAGUAGAGAACCACUCAAAUUUUUCUUUUUCUUUUUUGUGCGCGUCGUGUGACAUGCGGUAUCUUAGUUCCCCAGUUCCCCAAACAUGGAUGGAACCCGUGCCCCCUGCAUUGGGAGGACGGAGUCUUAACCAUUGGACCGCCAGGGAAGUCCCGAGAACCACUCAGAUGUUCUAGUUUGUGUGUUUGUAAGGAUGGAGGUGCCAAAAUCUAGGUGAGAUACAAGCAAGAGGAGCAGGAACAGGGUUCAUUGAAAAAUCCUUAGUGAUAUUGACAUGUUUCAAGUGACAUAAAUUAGCCAAUGACUCGGAAUGAUGGAUUCCCCGAAGAUUGGAAAUGGUUUGCCAGUGAUUGGACCAGGGACUGAUAUAGGGAUAUCUUCACUCCACAUGGUGGGGUAUUUGGGAAAAAAUUAUGAUUCAGCUAAAGUACCGUCAGAUGGGUAUUGCCCUGCUUGUAGGACGAAGGGAAAGUUAAAAACCUUAAAGACUUACCGAAUUAGUUUCCAAGAAUCUGUCUUUUUGUGUGAGGAUCUGCAGUGUAUCUAUCCCUUGGGCUCUAAAUCACUUAAUAACUUAAUUACUCCUGAUUUGGAAGAUUGUCACACUCCAAAUAAGCCUCAAAAAAGAAAGAUCGUGGAAACCAACUAUAAAGAUUCACCUCUUGUAGCAAAUUCCAAAAAGACUAAAAAUCAUAGUGGUAUUGAUGGUGAACAAGUUUUGAACAGUAAACAUAAUGAAGAAGAGUACGAUGAAACCUCAUCAGACUUACCUGGUUUACUACACGGUGGUCAACAGAAUCCAAUUAGGACAACUGAUUCCUUGGAGCAGAAUGAGAUUUUGGAAGCUGAUAUUGUUGACACGGCUGCUGAAGAAGAUUCUACUAUGGUUGAUGUUUCUGGAACUGGAGGGACUUCCCCUCAAAAUGAAGGAUGCACAUCUGAACUGGAAAUGCCGUUGGAGAGCAAGCAUACCUCAUUUUGCCAGACUUCAUGUGUCCAAUGGAAAAACGCACAUGCUCUCUGUUGGUUAGACUGUAUCCUGUCAGCACUGGUGCACUUGGAAGGGCUGAAAAACACUGUGACUGACCUGCGCUCUACAGAGGAGUCUGUGUUUGGUCGGUUGUUCACUAGGUAUAAUCAAGCCAAUGAGUUUCUGCACACCAGUCAGUUGGAUGGAGUUAAAGAUGGAGAUUGUAAAAAACUUCCUUCUGAAAUAUUUGCAAAGAUAGAGACCUGUCUGAAUGAAGUCAGAGAUGAUAUUUUUAUUAGGCUUCAGCCUCAGCUUAGGUGUACAUUGGGUGAUAUGGAAAGCCCUGUGUUUGCAUUUCCCCUGCUCUUAAAGACAGAACCCCACGUUGAGAACCUCUUCACAUAUUCUUUUUCUUGGAAUUUUGAAUGUUCACACUGUGGACACAAAUAUCAAAACAGAUGUAUGAAGAAUCUGGUCACCUUUACAAACGUCAUCCCUGAGUGGCACCCAGUUAAUGCUGCCCAUUUUGGUCCAUGUAACAAUUGCAACAAUAAGUCACAGAUAAGAAAAAUGGUCUUAGAAAAAGUAUCUCUCAUAUUCAUGUUGCACUUUGUGGAAGGCCUACCGCAUAAUGACUUGCAGCACUAUUCAUUUCAUUCUGAAGGCUGUCUUUAUCAAAUAACUUCUGUAAUUCAGUACCAAGCAAAUAAUCAUUUUAUAACGUGGAUUUUAGAUGCUGAUGGAAGUUGGCUGGAAUGUGAUGACUUAAAAGGCCCAUGUUCUGAAAGGCAUGAGAAAUUUCAAGUUCCUGCUUCAGAGAUACAUAUUGUUAUCUGGGAAAGAAAAACAUCCCAAAUGACAGAUAAAGCACCUGCCUGCUGCCCACUUAAAAAGACUUAUGAUCAACACGCUUUCGGAGAUGAGAAUCAAGUAUCUCCAGCAUUGUGUUCUGUAGGUGGUGCUGCCUCAGCUGAAAUGUCCUCAGGAACUCACCCCACAAAUGUGUCAGUUGCUCCUAAUACUCUUUCACAGGAUGAAGCCGUAACUUUUGAACAUCAUUUAUUUCCAGGUCUGAAAGGUUUGGUCGACAAGAAUAUUUCACCUUUGACAUUUGAAGAAAUACAGGUUAACUCUGAAGGUUUUUUAUUAGAAAAUAAACCUGUGGCAGAAAAUGCAGGGGUUGUCAAAACACAUACUUUGCAAUCGCAAGAGUCACUAAUGGCUUCUUUAGUAUCGGCUCCAUGCAAGGACAAGCUUACCCAAGACCAGUUUGUGGAUUUAAGCUUUUCAUCUCAACUUGUAAAUACAAAUGUGCCAUCAGUACAGCUGAGUACAGAAGAUACUGUAGUUACUCAGCCUGUGAAUGAUAUUCGUGCUACUGACCUUACACAGAGAGGAAAGUCAGUAGAAACUGAGGGUACAGUUGCCCUAGAGAAGGAUGCUCCAUCAAAACAAUUUCUUUUACCAAAAACUGAGAAAUUAAAACCAGAACGACAUGUUACAUCUCAGGUGUCUGAUUUGAAGGAAAAAGAAACUGCAGCAUCUUCUCAAACCGUAACAGCUAAGCCGUCACAGAAUCCAUCUCUGAAAGAAAAUCAGAAAAAACCAUUUGUGGGAAGUUGGGUUAAAGGCUUAUUAAGCAAGGGUGUUUCUUUUAUGCCGUUUGGUGUUUCAGCUCAUAAUAGAAACACUGUGACUGACUUGCAGCCUUCAGUUAAGGGGGCAAGUAAUUUUGGUGGCUUUAAAACUAAAGGUACAAAACAAAAGGGUAACUGGGCAUCCAGGGAAGCUCAUAGGUGUGCAAGUAAGCCUCCUCCAGUUAGUAAUCCUGCACCAAGCCAUCCAUCACCGGUUAGCACAGCUUCUCCUCUCCCUGCUAAUGGUAACGGUGAUUUGGAAGUUUUGAAGAAAUGUGAAAACACCUCAUAUGGAGCUCACCUCAACCACAGUUCUCAUGGAAAUGAAAAUGGUGUUUCUUCAGCAAACCAUGGAGACUCAGUUGAGGGUCAGAUUCAUAAACUUCGUCUAAAACUUCUUAAAAAACUUAAGGCAAAAAAGAAGAAAUUAGCUGCUCUUAUGUCUUCCCCCCAAAAUGGAACACUUCCAAGUGAAAAUUUAGAACGUAUGUCCCAUUGUGGCUCUCCAAAUGAUUGUGAAUCAAUAGAAGACUUGUUAAAAGAACUACAACAUCAAAUUGAUAUUGCCGAUAGUAAAUCUGGAUGCACCACAGCUCCUAGUGUUUCCGCGUACAGUAGUCAAACUCAUGAAGAAAUUUUAGCAGAAUUACUGUCCCCUACAACUGUUGUUUCAACAGAGCUCUCAGAAAAUGAGGAGGCUGACUUUAGGUACUUAGAAAUGGGAGAUAAUCAUAUGCCAGCACCAGUACCUAGUGAGUUAAACAAUAUUCCCCAAGACAUACAUCUGAGACAGGACCAUAAUUACUGCAGCCCCACCAAGAAAAAUCAAUGCAAAGUUCAGCCAGACUCACUCACAAAUAAUGCCUAUGUUACAACAUUGAACUCGGAAAAUCCCAUGAAGACUGAUAUUUUUGAUGAGUUUUUUUCUACUUCAGCGUUAAAUUCUUUAGCAAGUGACACAUUAGACUUCACUCAUUUUGAUGACUAUCUGUUUGAGAAUUGUUGAAUGCUUGUUAACUCUUUUUAGUUUAAUAUUUAUUAUUAAUCAUGGAAAAAUUUACUAUGUUUUUAGGUAGUGUUUACACACUGGCCUUGUCAUGAACAAAACGUAAGCUACUGAAGGUUUUACCUUUGGUUAUGCCCACAAAGCAUAUGAUCUGUUUCACAAAUUAAAUGAUGAAGAAUUUGUCCUCCUUGUUGGCUUCAUUUUGUGUUUGUAGGAGAAUGAGGAUUUCAAAAUGUUAAAAAUGAAAAGUAGUUUAUAGUUUCUGGUAGUUUGUGCAGUUGGGUACGUUAAAUUUCUACAUUUUAAAUUUUAGUUAUGUUGGUUCAGGCAGAACACUAGUUGAUACAAACUUAAGUCAUUGUAUAUGAUACAUGAACACGUGACUGUUUUGCUAAUGGUUUUGUGGUCUUACAUAAGAGCCUAAGCCUGUGUCUUCUACCAGUAGAGUGGUGUAGAAUGUAACCUCCCCUCAUACAACUUGUUUCCUCUUUCUCUCUUUACAAAAGAUGGCAGGAAACUUGUUACUAGAACUUUAUAUAAUGUUAGGUGAUCAAAAAAAUGAUCUGUAACAGGAAAAAGUAACCUAUUUUUGUGUUGAUGUGCUAAGAGUUUACAUUGUAAGUAUCAUCUUUCUCCCCCAAGACAUUUAUUUCUGUAACCAAAGUGGGACACCAUCUAAGUUAUAUUUUGGGAGAAAUAGCCAGUGCAUGUAAGGCUUGCCUAUGUUGGAUUCUACUAUAAAUGAAACAUUAAUUCAUUUAAACCUCAACGUUCCUAUGAGCAAGGUACUCAUCACUUUUAACAGACAAGGAAACAGCACAGAACUAGUAAGUUGUAGAGCUGGGACUGAGUAUAGAGUGGUUACUACAGUGCUUGAACUUAAUAUAUUUUCUACCUCUAGCUUCAUUUAAAGUUUGGGUGCCCAAACAGCACCACUGCUAUAGUGGUUUUAGUUAGUAGCAGAGUUACUAAGGUUUGAAGGUGGCAGUCUUGGGGGAGAAUACUUUGUUAGGGACUCAGUACUGCAAAAAUGAUUUGUCAAAAUUACUCCCAAACCUCCCCCUCCCUUUUUUUCUGAUUGCAAAAGUAAAAAGUCAUGUUUAUUGUAAGGAAAAACUGGGAAAAUACAGGAAAACACCAAGAAGAUUUCGGAGCAUUCAUCUUAACACUUAGUGGUAAUAACUACUGCAAACAUUUUCAUAUUUUUAUACAUUUAGACUUUAAGAAAUAAAUAUGAGAUUCUGUUGUACCUAUUUGUUAAUGAUCUGUGUUAAUGUUUAAAGAGCAUUUUUCCAUCUUAGUUUUUGACAACUUUUGGAUAGCUAUAUAAUGUUACAUUGUGUGUAUUACCAUUGUUUCACCAAUUUACAUUUUGAGGUGAUUUGUAUUGUUUUGUUAUUGUUAAUUAUCCUUAUUGAUAAAAAUUUUCACAGA
Balaenoptera acutorostrata (minke whale) is the source of this 5091-nucleotide messenger RNA. RefSeq names its product ubiquitin specific peptidase like 1 (gene USPL1). Gene Ontology annotation, biological process: Cajal body organization; protein desumoylation. The coding region runs from base 355 to 3657 and encodes 1100 amino acids. The record is from RefSeq and is a predicted model, not a curated record. Gene Ontology annotation, molecular function: SUMO binding. The transcript has 9 exons. Gene Ontology annotation, cellular component: Cajal body. Lineage: Eukaryota; Metazoa; Chordata; Mammalia; Artiodactyla; Balaenopteridae.